Molecule: messenger RNA, 2684 nt
Organism: Sciurus carolinensis (gray squirrel)
Lineage: Eukaryota; Metazoa; Chordata; Mammalia; Rodentia; Sciuridae
Product: serpin B9-like
Exons: 8
Coding region: 240-1367 (375 amino acids)
Biological process (GO): negative regulation of endopeptidase activity
Cellular component (GO): cytoplasm
Molecular function (GO): serine-type endopeptidase inhibitor activity
Source: RefSeq, a predicted model, not a curated record
GGUUGUCAGUCUCAGGGCGCUUUCGGUUUCAGAAUCCUGUAAAGAGCAUGAGGUACGCGACUCCAGCCCCAUCCCUGGCAUACGGUUUCCUGUUCCAGGGGAUACCGAGCUGAAGCCCCAGACUGAACCCAAGAGACGCACACCUGCAGGCGCCUGGUCCUGUCUUUGGAAGUCUGUGCCAGGCUAGCAGCACUGAGACCUGAGGCAGCGGCGGUGCGGAGGUUGGCAGACCCUGCAUCAUGGAUUCUCUUUCUGAAGCAAAUGGCACCUUCGCCUGCCAGGUUUUGAAGAUGCUAUGUCAAGACAAACCUUCACAAAAUGUGUUUUUUUCUCCCCUGAGCAUCUCCUCUGCCCUGGCCAUGGUCCUCCUGGGGGCAAAGGGGAAUACCAAGGUCCAGAUGGCUCAGGCCAUGUCUUUAAACACAGAGGAGGACAUCCAUAAGGGCUUCCAGAUGCUUCUCACCCAAGUGAACAAGCCUAGCUCACGGUACUUGCUUAGAACAGCCAACAGGCUCUUUGGAGAGAAGACCUGUGAUUUCCUGUCAACAUUUAAGGAGUCCUGUCUUCAGUUCUACCAUGCGGAGCUGGAGCUACUGUCCUUUUCCAAAGCUGCAGAGGAGUCCAGGAAGCAUAUAAACACUUGGGUCUCAAAAGAGACAAAAGGUAAAAUUCAAGAGUUGCUACCAACUAACUCGGUUGAUGAGCAGGCCAGGUUGGUUCUUGUCAAUGCCAUCUACUUUAAAGGAAUGUGGGAAGAGCCAUUUGACAAAAUAUGCACGUGUGAAAUGUCUUUUAAUAUAAACCAGAAGGAGGAAAGGUCAGUGCAGAUGAUGUGUCAGGAAGCCAAGUUUAACUUCGCCUACAUCAGCGAGACCCAGACACAGGUGUUGGAGCUGCCCUAUGCUGGUAAGGAGCUGAGCAUGAUCAUUCUGCUCCCAGAUGAGGAAGUGGACCUCAGCUUGGUGGAAAAUAACCUUACUUUUGAGAAAUUCAUGGCCUGGACCAAGCCAACCUUCAUGCAGACUAUUGAAGUUGAAGUUUUCCUUCCAAGGUUUAAACUGCAGGAGAAUUAUGACAUGGAGUCUGUGCUUCAGCGUUUGGGAAUAGUUGAUGCCUUUCGACAGGGCCAGGCUGACCUGUCUGCAAUGUCAACUGAGACAGACCUGUGUGUGUCCAAGGUUGUGCACAAGAGCGUCUUGGAGGUGAAUGAAGAAGGCACUGAGGCUGUGGCGGCCUCAGCCGUAGCAAUUGUGGACUAUUGCUCAGAAUCUUCACCAAGGUUCUGUGCUGACCACCCCUUCCUUUUCUUCAUCAGGCAUAACAAAACCAACACAAUUCUGUUCUGUGGCAGGUUCUCAUCUCCCUAAAGGUGUACUUCCUGUACAUGGAGAGUUUCCCUCUUUCAGUGUCCCCAGAUUUCCUCUGUAUUUCCAUGAGCAUGGGCCUAUAGGUGAACACCAAGUGCAAAGAUGAGGGUAGGGUCCUAAACCUUCUGAACAACUGCUACUGAGCCAGGAUCAUGGAAAAUAGGCUGUCCUGAUUCCCUUUUGUAUUUAGGAUGCAGGCAGUACAGAUGCCACAGGAUAGCUUGCAAAGUUUCCCAAGAUGGCUCCCAACAUAUUUCCCACUCAUUCCACAUGCAAUUCAUGCUACUUACACUGUGCUUCCCUGGUACCUCAAAUUUUGUCACACAUGUGCCUUAAACUGAUGCCUCAACAAUAAUAAAAGCCGCUAUAUACUGUUACUUUUAUUCUAGUUAAAAAAAACUUUAACACACAUUUUAGUUUUAUCCUUCUUUGGUAUUUAGCACUCACCAGGUAUAUGCUAAGCACUGCACUGAGACUCGGGACACAAUGUUCCUUGGACACCUGCUCUUUUAUGUGUGUUCCCAAUUUACAUAGUAUUUAUGUCAACCUGACUGGAUGGUUGAAUAGCUUUGAACUGACCAUGUGAUUCACUCUCAGCAUGAUGCCUUGUGUAGCAUCACCUCCAACCCCAACAGUUAAAUACCCUUCAGCCCUUAAAGUUCAGUUCAGAUGUCAUUUUCUUCAAGACAUUUUCUUAGUCUUCAUAAAUAUCAUAUAUCUUUGAGCUUUCACAGUAACCACCCAUGGGAGUUGCAGUGUUUAUUUAUGAAAUGCCUGUAUUCUUAGUCCUCUGACUAAAGUCUCCAGGGGUUGUGAUUAUAUCCUGCAUGUGUUCAUGCUACUUAUAGUGCAAUAAUAAAUAAUUUGAUCAUAUAAGACCUCUGUAGCACUUUUUAGAGGCUGAAUAUCACUAACUUUAUUGUUCCUUUUAGAUGUUUUUAUCCCAAAGACAUUCACAUUUACAGAGGCCAGUGCCAUCUAAUACAUUGUGCAAAGAUGUUGUGCAAUCACGAGUUUUACUGUGUCCCCCAAAGUUUUCCCUGCCUCAAAGAAAAUCCCAUAUCCACUAAUCAGUGAAUACUCAUUCCUCCCUCCAUCCAGCCACUGGAAACCAUGAAUCUGCUUUGUGUCCAUAGAUUCACCUGUUCUGCAUAUUUCUUAUAAAUUGAAUCAUAUAUAUUUUUUUGUGUUGUCUUCUUCACUUAGUGUGAUGUGUUCUAGGUUGAUUCAUAGCAUGUAUCUAUAUUUUAUUCCUUUUAAUGACUGAAUAUUAUUCAAUUACCUGAAUGUGACACUAUUGUUUUAUUCACUCAUCAA